Messenger RNA from Pristis pectinata (smalltooth sawfish), 3563 nucleotides. RefSeq names its product interferon regulatory factor 2-binding protein 1-like. The transcript has a single exon. The coding region runs from base 100 to 1632 and encodes 510 amino acids. Gene Ontology annotation, biological process: regulation of transcription by RNA polymerase II. Gene Ontology annotation, cellular component: nucleus. The record is from RefSeq and is a predicted model, not a curated record. Lineage: Eukaryota; Metazoa; Chordata; Chondrichthyes; Rhinopristiformes; Pristidae. Gene Ontology annotation, molecular function: transcription corepressor activity.
GCGGCCGGGCAUUUGGCGCAGGCGCAGUGCCCCGCGGCCUAGUCCUCUCCCCCUCCUCCAUUGUGUCGGACGCCGCGCUCGCCGUCCGCCCCGGGGGCCAUGGGCUCGGCCCCGCCGCCUCCCUCCGGCGCGGCCGCCGCCUCGGCCUCGGCCAGCCGCCGCCACUCGUGCUACCUGUGCGACCUGCCGCGGAUGCCGUGGGCCAUGAUCUGGGACUUCUCGCAGGCCGUGUGCCGCGGCUGCGUCAACUACGAGGGCGCCGACCGCAUCGAGCGCGUCAUCGAGCAGGCGCGGCACCUGAAGCGGGCCCACGGGCUGCCGGCCGCCGCCCCGGGCCCGGCCCCCGCGCCGCCGCCCCGCUCCCCCGCGCCCCGCCCGCCCGCCCCGCACCCCCACCGCCUGCUGCUGCCCGACUACCCGCCCCCCGGGCCCGAGCUCCCGGCCGCCCGCCGCCCGCUGCUCGGCCCCGCCGCCGCCCUGCUCGGCCUGAGCCCCGGGCCCGCGCCCUCCAUCGGCCUGGAGCUGGGCCGCAGGCCCGAGCUGGAGCGGGCGCUGCGGGAGAAGCCGGGCGGCGGCGGCGGCGCCUCGGCCCCGGGCGGCGAGGCCUUGGCCGAGCUGGGCCGCGCCCUCCGCCACCGCGCCGAGGAGUGGGCGGGCCGGCCGGCCGCCGUGCGGGACUCGCUGCUCGGCCUGUCCGAGUGCGCUCCCUUCGCCCUGCGCCUGCGGGCCGACCCCUCGCUCACCGCCCGCGUCCUGGCCUUCGACGCGGCUGAGAGGCCCCAGGACCGGGUGCUGGAGCUGCGCUUGCUGGUCGAGUACCCCAGCGGCUCGGGGGCCGUGCACUGCGGGGCGACCGAGGCCUGCCGUCGGAUGCUGAGCGACAGCAGCAAGGAGAGGCCGGGCAGCCCGGGCCUGGACUGCUUGGAGUACCAGAGGAGGUCCGGGGGCUCGGGUGACUGGAGGCCCCUGUCCCAGCUGCUGACCGAGGGCGCCCGCCUCUUCAAGGAGGCCGUGCCCGCCGACUUGAUGCCCGAGCCCCACUCGGGAGGCAUGGGUCUGCCAGGGGGUCUGUCCAGGCCUGGGGCACGCCGCCGCAAAGCCUCGCCGGAUGGGGAGCCCGAGGCGGGCAAGGUGGCGAGCGAGGGGCAGCCCUGGGCGGCCGGGGGCGAAGGAGGGGCACAGGUGGGGCAUUCGCCUGCUGCCCUAGUCAGCAGCAGCGCCGCCGACCCCAAGGAUGCCGGCCAGGCAGUGCACUCCACCACGGCACCCGGGCACAGCGGGCAACGGCGGCUGACCCCCCGCAAUGGCGAGCCCGGUGCCCCCGAGGCCGGGCACGGCGGCGAGGCGCAGGGAGCCCCCGACUCCUCCAACGGCCCCCUAUGCUGCACCAUCUGCCACCAGCGGCUGGAGGACACCCACUUCGUCCAGUGCCCCUCUGUGCCCGCUCACAAGUUCUGCUUCCCCUGCUCGAGGGAGAGCAUAAAGGCCCAGGGGGCGGGCGGUGAGGUCUACUGCCCCAGUGGCGAGAAGUGCCCGCUGGUCGGCUCCAGCGUGCCCUGGGCGUUCAUGCAGGGCGAGAUUGCCACCAUCCUUGCCGGUGACAUCAAGGUGAAGAAGGAGCGGGACCCCUGAUCUGGAGUGCCACUGGUCCGGUGUGUACGACCUGAAGCUGCCUGCACUCUUCCCAAAGGGCUGAGAUGCUUCUCCAACCAAAACUUGAGACAAUGGGAUUGAUUCACCUGGCUGGCAGAGUCCUAGAACAAAUUGACUGUGGUGGGGGUAUCUGCCAAAUUCCACAGCCAUCCCGGCACUGGGCACCAGGGCUCGAGACGUGCUGGAAGGGUGUCAUUGCCAUUUGACAACGGAAUAAUCUUUUUCGAUUGAUAACGUAUCCAAACCUGGAUCCUCCAAGAGACUGCGAUAUGUACGUCAAGGCACGAGGACUACCAUCCAGUCAUUCACGCUGGUCUGAAGUAUCUCUCCACAUUCAUCAAACUCUUUUGGACAUGCAUUUUGUGUAUGUGAGUGUGCGUGUUUAUAUGUCGUGCCAUUUUCCUCUGGUAGUAUGAGGAAGAGUGCCCAAGCAGAUCUGUUGGCCUGACUUUGCCUACUGUUCCCUCGUGCCUGUUUGUGUGUUGCCUGCCCUCGCCUUGGCACUGGUGAAGGUAUGAGCAUUGGUUCCUUGAGAUUAGGGCCCCGGGUUCAGCUCAGUCAUCCUGCUGACAGUCAGAUUUAUAGUUAGCCACGGCCUUUGUCUGCUGGAUCAGAUUUAUGUUGCUGUUAAAAGGAAAAUGGAUGGGACUGUCAAAGCUGUAAAUACAAGUUUGGCAAGGGGUGGUGGGUGUGACUUGUGUUCCUGAAUUAGCCCUCAUUGCCAGGGCUUCUACCACAGCAGUGGCCUACAAGAUCUCAAAUGUUGUCCAGUUUGUGCUGAAUUGUUUGAUCACGACCCUUGGACAGUGAGUGAUUUUUUUUCUUUUAAAUCAACACCCAUAUUAAGGAGUGAGGGAAUUUGCACAGGAACUCGGAACGCUGGUCUGUGACUCUGGCUCGUGGCGUGCUGAUGGUUCCUGCAGAAUAGCACUGUGUGUGUGGCCUGAGAGCGGAGAAAGGCUUAGCUGCCUCCCCAACAUCCCCUGCAGCAGGGAUCAGCAGCUGCCCGACAAGCUGAGGGGAGGUCGACCAAGUGGUGUCUAACGUCUCUGUUUCACCAGCCAGUCAAAUACUCUGCCAGUGUCUGGGGAGAAUGGUCUUGUGUCCUGGUAUCAGAGAGGAAUUUUUUUUUAAAAUAAGAACAAACAGUUAAACCCUGCAGAGUAGUGUCAAGCAUGAAAUGUGUAUCUAAUCCUCCAGAGUUUUAUCGUAUUCUAAAAAAAAAUCACUGCUUCAAAGACAGAUGUAUCUGGUCAACAAAAUAUAGCAUGGACUCCAGACCCCUGAUGAGAAGGUGAACUGUGGCCCUGCUUGUUUCAAGCUUUGCCCCAGUUGUUUUGAUUGGAGAGUGUUGUGGUUAAGUCACAAAAAGACUGCGGUGCUUGGGAACUCUUCCUGAUCCUCUGUUUUGCACCGAGAGUGUGCGCGAAUCGGCCUUGCCUCCUGAAGAGGCAUAACCCGUCAGUCCUUUGCCAUGUGAGCCUGCCUGAGCUACCAGAUGAAUAUGGUUCUGGUAGGCAGCAGGAGUUUGGUGUCAUUGGAGUGGGAUUGGGGAAAUUAAUCAAAAUGUGAUUUAUCAUGACAGACAGUGGUGGUUGCUGUUUAGUUUGAUCAUCUCUUGUUGCGUGUAUCAAAAUGCUACUGUUUGAGAAAAAUAAUUAAAAACUGCCCCCUUGCAAGUAAACCAAUGGUCUGGGAAAGUUUCCAUUGUGUGUCACUGUAAGGAUUUCAUGGUGGUCCGAUUUACCAAUGUGUUGUCUCUCAAUUCCUGUGAUUUGUACAGCCUGCUUGUUCCUCCCUCUCUGUUGUAAUAAUCUGUAAUUAUGUUAGCUUGUGAUAAUCAUGAUUUAACAAUUUUUUUAUAUAUAUUUAAAAGCAAAACAGCUACAAAAUAAAACCUUUUUACUGGG